Bufo gargarizans (Asiatic toad) is the source of this 2491-nucleotide messenger RNA. Its product is annotated as melanoregulin-like. Gene Ontology annotation, biological process: melanosome transport. The record is from RefSeq and is a predicted model, not a curated record. Lineage: Eukaryota; Metazoa; Chordata; Amphibia; Anura; Bufonidae. Bases 226 to 945 code for a protein of 239 amino acids. The transcript has 7 exons. Gene Ontology annotation, cellular component: melanosome.
ACAGGACACACGCUGCCUGAGGAGAGAGACCGAGGGCUGGAGCUGAAGACAGUCUGUGAUACAUCAACCGAACUGGCAGGUUGACCAGAACCAGAGCAAUUUUGGAGCCCAGCGUGGAGCUCAAGGAUUGGACCCUUUGUUCCCGUACCCCCGGAGACCAGAUGAGGAGAGGCACACUAACGGACACCGGGAUCACGACCUGUAAUACGAGUAUUGAACCCCAGCAUGGCAGAACGCAGGACCUUCUAUCGUUUCUUUUGCUGCUGCUGUCAUGAGGAGGCACCAGAGAAGAGCCCACUGAUCAGUGAGACACUCUUGUACUUUGACCGGGAGGUGAAGCGUCGGAGAGCAGAAGAGGCAAACUUGUGGAAUGAGCCCCAAGAUGUGUCUCACACUGAAAGAGACGAUGAUCGUGAACUAUACAACUUACUUCAGAAAAGAGCAAGGACACGGAGGGGAUCAGAGGGCUACCGCCGGCUUAGUUUUGAUAUCAGUGCCCACAGACAGAUACGUAAAGAUGUGAAGGAUCGUUGGAGGGUGCUUUUGGACAAUCUAGGUUUUCGUAAUGAAGCAGACUCUUUGCUCAAUGUGCAUUCUAAUACCUCCUACAAUAGUAUGCGGAACCCCACAGAGGCUCGUCAUCUGCUCAACCUGUUAGCCGAGGAGACCAGCAUAUUUGAGCAGCCCAACCUUCCACCCCCUGAGAGGUACCUGUUUGUUCUGGACCGGCUCAUUGUUCUUGACAUGGGAACAGAAUUUGUAUCGAUUGCCAGACGAUUUUAUCCCCCUGAGACUCUGGAAAGCAGCGAAAAGGAGAGUGUGGAGCCUGGCACUGCUGUCCUGGUAAGCCCAGGCUCGCAGGAGGUGGGAAAUGGUGGAGACAAGGAGGAAGAAGAGUGCGUGGAAUUGGACGAAGAAAGCUUCCUGGUCAACCUCACCGAGUGAUCUUUGGAGCCACUAUCAGCCUUCCUAUGUUACCUAUUGUCUGCAUCUUUAUGUUUUCUCUAUGCAUCUUAAGAACAAUAGUUUGUUCCCUAUAAUUGCCAGAUUGUGAGCAGAGUUGAGAGCUGCAUUUACAUGUAUCACUCGUCCCAAUUUAGAUCCAUUAUUUGCUGUCAGCAGAUCGCUGUUUACACAGGACAAGUCGCUGCUCAGAAAGGAUGGUUUAAGGUUUCUGCAUCCAGAAUGUUUUCACCUUGCAUUAUCAUCAUCAUCAAUGCUUUCUAGGGUUUGCUCUUUCAUAGGUUGAAUAGAGGGACAUUUUGAAAGGGCAAUUAUCGGGAAUGUUUCAUGUUUCAACAGUCAUAGCAACCUCCCCAUACCUACAUAUUUUCCGAAAGCAGACACCUGGCAUAUUGUCAAAAUGCCAUUCACCACUUUAUACACAUCGGCACCUCCAUGCAAUUUUGUGUCAAAGUUACAUUUUUCUAAAAUAUUGCAUAAAACUUUACAUAAGUGAUAACUGUAAACCAAUCAGAAAGUUGUAAGCAGAAGACUUCAUAAAAAAUAAAAGUUCAACGUGUGCAGAGUUCAUACACACCAUUUAGAGGCUACUUUCACACUGGCGGCACCAGGGUCCGGCAGUGGCUCCGGCACCAUUCACUAUAAUGGGGGCAGGCUAGAGGUCCGGCCGCAGCAUGGCAAACAUGCCGAGAGGCAGACGGACAAAAACUACAAUAUGCUGCGUUAUUUUUCCGGCCACCUCUCAGCUUGUUUGCUGUACUGUGGCAGGACCUCUGGCCUGCCCCCAUUAUAGUGAAUGGGGCCAGAGCGGACUUCCAGUAGUACGGUGGGCUGGCAUUAGCAUAGAUCCGGCAGACUGUUUCCCCACCAACCAGUGUGAAAGUAGCCUUAGGCAGGCUUAGACUUAACAUCUUCCCAACCGGCAAACCAUGCUGUUUCCCAGUUAAGUGGGCCUCUAAUUUUGGUGCCGAGGCCUACCCCCUGUCAUCUAAUAACCUACAUGUCGACACCCGGGCUGCAUGUCACUCCACGGGCGGACAGGCCAUAGACCCUGAAGAGAAUUUUUCCCAGUGGGCCAAUGCCCACAGGUCCACCCAAGUCCUCCUCACUGCCACUGGCUGGGUACAUAGUUCUGGGGGGCACUUUGGGGGUCAUUAUUAGAGGAAUUCCAAGCAGAAUGCUAAAGGUAGGGCUGGCCUGGUGCUGUGGCCCACAUGUCACGCCCCCUGCUCCAUAUCCAUGUUAGAAAUAAUUGAAGGAGGAGGAGGACAGAACAUAUCCGCUAUUGAUGGCCACCACAGAGGGACAGGGGAUUUCUGGGGGAGUUAUUUUAUGAUGGAUUGUGGUAUUUUGUUCUUUGGCAUGGUAUUCUGUGCUGCACUAUGGUAAUGCUGGCCUUGCUAACUUGUAUUGGUCCUAUCUACUUGUGUUGCCCCGCCUUCAAUUAAUUUGGACCUACCUACAACAUUGGGGCCACUUCUAGGUUUUUUCCAGGGCUACUUUAAGUUCCUAGUCGGCCUAUGCAUCA